GAGAGAGUGGGGGCCGGUGGUGGAGAAAUUGACAACAACAAUCUAGUGAGAGGGGAUAGCAGCGACCUGGGGGAAAGAAAGGUCGAGUCUGGGGGGAUUCACGGCUAAACAAACCGUUAGGUGUCCCUCUACCAACCCCCAAAAACUAGACUUUUCAUGUUUGAAGCAGAGACGACAGACUCUGAAAACAUGUCAAACCUUAGCAAAGGCGGUACCAAGAAGGACACCAAGAUGAGGAUACGGGCUUUUCCUAUGACGAUGGACGAGAAGUACGUGAACAACAUCUGGGACCUUCUGAAGAACGCCAUCCAGGAGAUCCAGAGGAAGAACAACAGCGGGCUGAGUUUUGAAGAGCUCUACAGGAAUGCCUACACCAUGGUCCUGCACAAACACGGAGAAAAGCUCUACACAGGCCUGCGAGAGGUCGUCACCGAACACCUCAUCAAUAAAGUACGAGAGGACGUUCUCAACUCGUUAAACAAUAAUUUCCUACAGACUCUGAACCAAGCGUGGAACGACCAUCAGACGGCCAUGGUUAUGAUCAGGGACAUCCUGAUGUACAUGGACCGUGUGUACGUGCAGCAGAACAACGUGGAGAAUGUGUAUAACCUCGGCCUCAUCAUUUUCCGAGAUCAGGUCGUACGCUACGGCUGCAUCAGGGACCACCUGAGACAAACACUGCUGGACAUGAUCGCCCGCGAGAGGAAGGGUGAGGUGGUCGACAGGGGGGCCAUCAGAAACGCCUGUCAGAUGCUGAUGAUCCUGGGCCUGGAGGGGCGGUCGGUUUACGAAGAAGACUUUGAAGCUCCUUUCUUAGAAAUGUCUGCCGAGUUCUUCCAGAUGGAGAGUCAGAAGUUCUUGGCGGAGAACAGCGCGAGCGUUUACAUAAAGAAGGUGGAGGCGAGGAUAAAUGAGGAGAUUGAACGAGUGAUGCACUGUCUGGACAAGUCUACGGAGGAGCCCAUCGUCAAAGUGGUGGAGAGAGAGCUCAUCUCCAAACACAUGAAGACCAUCGUCGAGAUGGAGAACUCGGGCCUCGUACACAUGCUCAAAAACGGAAAAACGGAAGACUUGGCGUGUAUGUAUAAGCUGUUUAGCAGGGUCCCGAAUGGCCUGAAGACCAUGUGUGAGUGUAUGAGCUCGUAUCUGAGAGAACAGGGCAAGGCUCUGGUGUCUGAGGAGGGAGAGGGCAAGAACCCUGUCGACUACAUCCAGGGUCUGCUGGAUCUGAAGACGCGUUUCGACCGAUUCCUACAGGAGUCCUUUAACAACGACAGACUCUUCAAACAGACCAUCGCUGGAGACUUCGAAUAUUUCUUAAACCUCAACUCGCGAUCGCCCGAGUAUCUCUCUCUCUUCAUCGACGACAAGCUGAAAAAAGGAGUGAAAGGGCUGACGGAGCAGGAGGUGGAGUCUAUCCUGGACAAAGCGAUGGUGUUGUUCAGGUUCAUGCAGGAGAAGGACGUGUUUGAACGAUAUUACAAACAGCACCUGGCCCGACGACUCCUCACCAACAAGAGCGUCUCGGACGACUCGGAGAAAAACAUGAUCUCUAAACUAAAGACGGAGUGCGGGUGUCAGUUCACCUCUAAACUGGAAGGCAUGUUCAGAGACAUGAGCAUCUCUAACACCACUAUGGAUGAGUUCAGACAGCACCUUCAGUCCACGGGGGUGUCUUUAGGUGGCGUCGACCUCACAGUGCGAGUGCUGACCACGGGGUACUGGCCCACGCAGUCGGCCACGCCCAAAUGCAACAUCCCCCCCUCCCCCAGACACGCCUUCGAAGUUUUCAGAAGGUUUUACUUAGCCAAACACAGCGGGAGACAGCUCACACUGCAACAUCACAUGGGCUCUGCAGACCUCAAUGCUACCUUCUAUGGUCCCAUUAAAAAGGAAGACGGGUCAGAGUUGGGUGUGGGAGGAGCCCAGGUAACAGGCUCUAACACGCGGAAGCACAUCCUCCAGGUCUCCACCUUCCAGAUGACCAUUCUCAUGCUCUUCAACAACAGAGAAAAGUCCACAUUCGAGGAGAUCCAGCAGGAGACAGAUAUUCCAGAGCGGGAGCUGGUUCGAGCGUUACAGUCUCUGGCCUGUGGAAAGCCCACACAGCGCGUCCUCACCAAGGAACCCAAGUCCAAGGAGAUAGAAAACGGCCAUGUGUUUACAGUUAACGACCAGUUUACCUCCAAACUGCACAGAGUCAAAAUACAGACAGUUGCUGCUAAGCAGGGGGAGUCUGACCCAGAGAGGAAGGAGACGAGGCAGAAAGUGGACGAUGACAGGAAACACGAGAUCGAGGCCGCCAUCGUCCGCAUCAUGAAAUCCCGCAAGAAGAUGCAGCACAACGUACUGGUAGCAGAGGUGACCCAGCAGCUGAGGGCACGGUUCCUGCCUAGUCCUGUGGUGAUUAAAAAGCGUAUUGAAGGACUAAUAGAGAGGGAAUAUUUGGCACGAACGCCGGAAGAUCGUAAAGUGUACACGUACGUGGCGUAGAAGGGCGUGCUAUCAGACAACGAGAAGAACGAGAAAGAAGUGAAGCACGCAGAAAAAAAACAACACCACCCGAGGAAGAAAUUAAAAAAAAAAAAAAACCACCACCACAGGACUGUGUUUCGCAUGGACUGGGAAGUUUCUUUUUAAAAAAAAAAAAAAAAAUUCUGGGAAACAGACUUUUUCCACCUUUCCACAGACCACAGAAAAUAAAACCGUAAAAGAGCAGAGGAAACACGGAUACAAUCCAUUGAGUGUCGUAGAUUAUUUCAGAAUCAGGCGUCCACACACCCUGUGACAAGCUCAACAUUGAUGGAACCAGCUUCAAGCGUUUCACCCUUUUAUCCCUAGUAGAGAUCAACAUAAAAAAAAAAAAAAUUAAAAAAUAAAAACAAAAAAAAAAACGCAGAAUCCCUUGGGAAAAUGUGAAUGCACCUCACGUUUUU
This is a messenger RNA of Chanos chanos (milkfish), 2936 nucleotides long. RefSeq names its product cullin 3a (gene cul3a). Bases 157 to 2493 code for a protein of 778 amino acids. Gene Ontology annotation, cellular component: cullin-RING ubiquitin ligase complex. The record is from RefSeq and is a predicted model, not a curated record. The transcript is spliced from 16 exons. Gene Ontology annotation, biological process: ubiquitin-dependent protein catabolic process. Gene Ontology annotation, molecular function: ubiquitin protein ligase binding. NCBI's taxonomy places the organism in Eukaryota, Metazoa, Chordata, Actinopteri, Gonorynchiformes, Chanidae.